Messenger RNA from Alosa sapidissima (American shad), 1021 nucleotides. It is a transcript of the gene taf10, whose product is annotated as TAF10 RNA polymerase II, TATA box binding protein (TBP)-associated factor. The transcript is spliced from 5 exons. Gene Ontology annotation, biological process: transcription initiation at RNA polymerase II promoter. The record is from RefSeq and is a predicted model, not a curated record. Gene Ontology annotation, cellular component: nucleus; transcription factor TFIID complex; SAGA complex. Gene Ontology annotation, molecular function: promoter-specific chromatin binding; RNA polymerase II general transcription initiation factor activity. Bases 211 to 783 code for a protein of 190 amino acids. NCBI's taxonomy places the organism in Eukaryota, Metazoa, Chordata, Actinopteri, Clupeiformes, Clupeidae.
CGGAAGUUGAAGAGAUUUCCAUUAGUGAGCAAAACAGUUUGCACCGCGAAGUCCAUAAACUCCACCGUUUCUCUCGGUAUUUUUGUGUCAUAGAGAAUACAUUGUCCAUGUGUCAUCACUGAAAAGUCUUUACAAGUGCAAUCGCCGUGUUAUUUUCUUAAUCUGCGUUCGCUAUCAGCUCGUUGUAGUUGAUUUUGUGAGUUUGUUAACAUGAACGUUGACACUUCGCAGCCAGUGACCACUGGAGGAACAGCAUCGAAUUCGUCUACAUCGAGCAACAGCAGCAACUGUAUCACACUCACAAACAAUGCAGCAUCAAACGUGAGCAGUAUACCUUCCAUCGGAGCUAGUAACGUUCCAACCUCCGCUGCCAUGGCGACCCCAUCCUCUGAUGCAUCAGUGUCUAAUGGCGUGUAUAUGCCGUCCGGAAUCGCCAAUGGAGACGUGAAGCCGGCCAUUUCAACCACGCCACUGGCUGACUUCCUGAUGCAGCUGGAGGACUACACUCCCACGAUCCCAGAUGCAGUGACGGGUUACUACCUUAACCGAGCUGGUUUUGAGGCAUCUGAUCCUAGAAUAAUCCGGCUCAUCUCAUUAGCUGCCCAGAAGUUUAUUUCCGACAUUGCUAACGAUGCCCUCCAGCACUGCAAAAUGAAAGGAACCGCUUCCGGAAGCUCCAGGAAUAAGACUAAGGAUAAGAAGUACACCCUGACCAUGGAGGACUUGGCCCCUGCUCUCUCUGAGUACGGCAUCAAUGUGAAGAAGCCCCACUACUUCUCAUAGUCACCUCAAGACCUUCAACACACACACACACACACACACACACACACACACACACACUCACACUCACACUCACACACACACACACACACACACACACUCACACACACACACACAGGGUGUAGAACUGUCUUGCUUCUGUUCAGUUAGCAUUUUUAUAAUUCAUUGUAGCAUGUCGUCCUUAUGUUCAUUUAUGCAUUUGUGAUAUUUUAUUGAGCUCAAUAAAAUCUUCCAAACCAAA